Molecule: messenger RNA, 1575 nt
Organism: Eucalyptus grandis
Lineage: Eukaryota; Viridiplantae; Streptophyta; Magnoliopsida; Myrtales; Myrtaceae
Product: probable 6-phosphogluconolactonase 2
Exons: 4
Coding region: 117-917 (266 amino acids)
Biological process (GO): carbohydrate metabolic process; pentose-phosphate shunt
Molecular function (GO): 6-phosphogluconolactonase activity
Source: RefSeq, a predicted model, not a curated record
CCAUCUUAGUGGGUUGCUUCUUUGUAUAACUUCGCCACUUCAACUCCAUCUUCUUCCUCUUAAUCCUUAUACCUCUUCCUGAUCGGAAAUCCCUAUCCAAUUUGAGCUGCAAAAAAAUGGCGCUUUCCUCAGUGAUUCACAAAGAUACAAGAGAACUGAGAAUACACGAGAGUUUGGAUGAGCUUAGCACUGAUUUAGCAGACUAUAUUGCUGAAUUAUCAGAGUCAUGUGUUAAGGAGAGAGGCUUCUUCUGUAUUGCUUUAUCUGGUGGCUCUCUCGUCGGUUUACUGAGAAAAAUUUGUGAAGCACCUUACAACAAGACUGUUGACUGGGCUAGAUGGCAUUUCUUUUGGGCUGACGAGCGUGUCGUCUCGAAAAACCACCCCGACAGCAAUUACAAGUUGGCAAAGGAUGGAAUUUUGUUCAAGGUGCCAGUUAUUCCCAGCCACGUGCAUUCAAUGAAUGACGCAGUGUCCGCCGAAGCGGCCGCAAAUGAGUAUGAAUUCACUAUUCGGCAGCUAGUACGGACCCGCGUGAUAGACGUAUCGGAGAUAAGUGACUGUCCCAAAUUCGACCUUGUUCUUCUGGGAAUGGGACCCCACGGCCAUGUGGCCUCGCUGUUCCCUGACCACGAUGCCCUCAACGAGAAAGACGAAUGGGUUACCUUCCUGACCGACUCGCCGAAUCCCCCUCCGGAGAGGAUCACAUUCACCUUACCGGUGAUCAACUCGGCAUCCCAUGUUGCUCUAGUUGUAACGGGGGAGAACAAAGCGGAGGCUGUUAAGUCGGUAAUGAACGGUGCAGGAACCGACUGCCCGUCGCUGCCUGCACAGAUGGUAAGGCCGACUUCAGGUAAGUUGGUGUGGUUCCUGGACAGCGCAGCUGCUUCGCAACUCGACGUUUCUUCAUCUUCUUAGUAGGGUCGAGAUCUUGCAGAUAAAGUGGAGCUUUUGAUGUGGCAAAGGAAAUUUUCAGCAAUAUCUUCUUCUUUUUUGCCCCCUUUCCUAUUGUCAACUGGAAAAAAUUACUUUCCUUCGGUUGUAUUUCUAAUCCUCUUCGUUUAGAGGCAGCAUGAUCACACCCUUCUAACAGAGUCCUGACCCUCAGCUGAAAGCCCCUUCUGCUGUUCCUUCGGUUGCUCGAGAUCCUGGAACUCACCAUCGGGCGAAGCCGGAUGCCGCAGUUCUCCACUUCUCAUGGCAAAACCUCUAAUGAUCUCUCUUAGACUCUUUGUAUUGGGAGAUCGAUGGAUUGAAAUUCAAACAGAUGAACUCUUUGUAUUCUGUAUGCUUAUGUUAUUGUAGUUCAAAGAUGGCCACAGGUGACUUUCAGCAACUCUACUGUGGAUUGCGCCUGGAAAAUAGGAAUAGGACUGGAAUCUCUACAGAGACAUCCGCUAAAAUAGGAACAGGAAGUGGAAUCCACCAGCUUGUGGUGAUUUAUCGGCACAACUGGAUAAGUAAAACCAAGAGUUCUCGACGGUAUAAGUCGUGUUUUUCAGUAUGAACCUCUGAUUGUUAUGGGCAAUACAUUGACUUUUUGCCGCAGUGACGUGCACUUGGGAAGGCAACUUUA